Molecule: messenger RNA, 3755 nt
Organism: Clupea harengus (Atlantic herring)
Lineage: Eukaryota; Metazoa; Chordata; Actinopteri; Clupeiformes; Clupeidae
Product: toll-like receptor 2 type-2
Biological process (GO): inflammatory response; toll-like receptor signaling pathway
Cellular component (GO): plasma membrane
Molecular function (GO): protein binding; signaling receptor activity
Source: RefSeq, a predicted model, not a curated record
GCUUUUGGAAUCAAUAGAAAAUGGCAUUUUUUUACUAUUUUUUAGUUCUGGCUGUGGAUGUGUUCUGUGUCUUUGCCCGGAUGUCUACGAAAUGCCUUGUGCUGGAGGAGGCCUCACCAUAUCCACUUUUCUCCAUCCAAGAAGGACUGUGCCCACGUAGUCAUCUUACAGCUGCCUGUCUGAAUGUUUCUGACUUGGCAUUGGAACUUUCCACAGUCCCAAGAGCCAUCAACGUUCUAUGUGUGUGGGUAGGUCAUGGAUCAACACUUCAGCCUAAUGUUCUCACCAAAUUUCAAAGUCUCAGGAGCAUGUAUAUCUACGGCUGUCUGUCUGCAAUCCUCCCAGAAACCUUCAGGGGACUCUCCAACCUACACCUGCUCUCCAUGGCUUGCCCAGAACGCUGCAAUGCAUCGGUCCCAUCUAAAGUAUUUAAUGAUCUGCACAUUCUGGAGGAACUGAAACUUCAAAACUACACUCUAUCGGAAAUGGCAGAAGAUGUUUUUGAUGGACUGAGUCACAUGAAAAGGCUUGAUGUUAAGGGCAAUGACGACUUCUCAGAGCUUCUUUGUAAACUGUCAUAUUUUUCAGCCUCCCUGGAAUAUUUAAGUAUCGAAAUAGAUGCAGAGAGUCUAACGAGUCCAAAUUGCACAUAUGGCCCGAGUAAGUUUCUUUCUCUGAGGGAUGUCAGGUUUUCAUUUCCUCAUAUCAAGAAAAUAGAAAGAAAUGCUUUUAGAUACUUCGACCAGAUAUCAUUUCUAAACAUGCCAAUGAAUGAUGUGCUCCAGACUCAACUCCUACACUCUGGGAUCCAACAACUUGAUCAGAUGCAGUUCAGUCUGAAGGAAAUAAACAUCAAAUCUAUGUGUGAAAUUGUAUUUGCCUUCUCUGUCACUCAUAUCAGUUUGCAUUUCGAUACGUCACAAGAGUACUCUGAGUCAUUAUGGGAGAAAUGUUACAAGCUGGAAGAAAUCACACUUGAAGCGGGGAAUUUAACCAACAUUGAUCUCAGCUUCAUAUCUACCUUAAAAAAUGUCAGGAUCUUUAGCUGUAAAACAAAUGGUCAGGCCAACAAUCGUAAAGAAGACAGAUCUCUGGUUUCUCUCUGUAAAACUCAUGUUUUUCUGUCAUCGCUGAGGGAUUUCCGUUACAGUACUGGACAGGACCUGACACUAAGAACCAACCAGUUUGUGUGCCUAAGUCACCUAGAAAACCUGGAUCUGUCAGGGAAGUAUAUGCAACUUGAAGACUUUGCAUUUGAGGGGCUUUAUAAUAUGCGAUACCUUUGGCUACAGGCCGAUAUCCUCCCUGAGAUGAAAGCACGGUACCUCGCAUCUAGACAAGGCCUGAGAAAUCUAACUGACCUGCACUUAAAUAUUGAUGGUAAUUUAACAAUUGAAGAUUUUGCUUUUAAGGGACUGACUUGGCUGCAUACUCUACAGGUUCAAGCACAUUUGUUUGUUAUAAAACCUGAAUUAUUUUCAGGUCUUGUAAAUGUGGAAAGAUUAUACCUCUUAAGUUGCUAUAUUCAAACCAUCGAAGACUUUACUUUUACAAACCUAAGCCAGUUGAGGCACAUGGAGCUUGGAGGGAAUAUGAUUUCUGCAAUAACAACAAACACCUUUUUUGGACUUCAGAACCUGGAGAGCUUGAUAAUUGAAAAUAAUCCACUGAGGCACUUUGAAGCAUCUUCCUUCGCUCAUUUCCCCUCCCUCAGGGUUCUCCAUCUUGGAAAUCUGAUGUUUUCCAACUCUGAGCACUCUGGCAUGCAGGUCCUCAACCUGAGUCUCAUCUUUGGGGGCUUCCCUCACCAGCUGUCUAACCUCACCAUCACGUCUGCUGUGCGCCCCAUGACUCUGGUCAUCGCUGAUGACAGCGCGCCAGACGAGGGUCUGAGUCUCUCCCUCUCGGGCCAGAAGAUUGUUUUAUGGGGUUGUGAAAAACGUUUUCUAAAAUCUGUUACCGAACUCGACGUUACAGCUGAGUUCUUCCUUUGUGCACCUGAUUAUACUGUUGCUAUCAGUCACUUCACGUCUGUGGUCUUUUUAUCAUUUGGUCAGUGGCAUGUGAGCACCGUCCAAAACUUCUCUGGUCUGAACAGAUUGGUGCACUUAAGGCGUCUAGACCUCGAACAAGUCAACUUUGUCGAUCAGCCAGAGAUGAGUCUCAUGUUUCACAACUUGACCCAAUUAGAGAGCUUAAGUCUGACUCAUUGCUGGUUGGAUUCUUUGGAGGGAGACCUCAGUCUGGAUAUGACCUCUCUGAAGUAUUUCUCCCUAGUUCAAAAAACAGAGAUCAGUUUGACCACAGAUUUCUUUGAGCAUCUGGUCAGCCUGAAGUUUGCUUUCAUCUUUAACACACAACUCCGCUGCACCUGUGACGAUGCCUGGUUCCUCCGCUGGGCAAGGAAUCAGCAACAAGCAGAAGUGUUUAUGUUCUCCUAUGAAAAUGAACCACUGAGCUGCAUAUCAGAGGGUGGGCUUCAGGACCUGGACAGCUAUGACCAGGCCCACUGCAGUCUGGAUGUGGGGUUUGUGUUCUUUAUCAGCACAUCAUGCUUCCUCCUGCUGUUUAUGUUAGUUGUGCUGCUGCAUCAGCUGGCCAGAGACUACCUGCUGGCCUUGUACUACAUCACUCACGGCUGGUUGAAUGAGGCACUACGUCACCAGAACACCAGAGGGCGCUACCUGUAUGAUGCCUUUGUGUCUUACAGUGGCAGAGAUGAACGCUGGGUGAUGGAGGAACUCCUGCCCAACCUGGAGCAGAGAGGGCCCCCAUUCCUGCGCCUUUGCCUGCACAGCAGGGACUUCCAGCUGGGAAAGGAUAUUGUGGAGAAUAUCACCGACAGUCUCUACAGAAGCCGCCGCACCCUCUGCCUGGUCAGCCGCCACUUCCUGCGGAGCAACUGGUGCUCCCUGGAGAUGCGACUAGGCACCUACAGGCUGCAGGUGGAGCACAGGGAUGUGCUCAUCCUGGUGUUUCUGGAGAAGAUCCCUUCUAACCUGCUCUCUGCCCACCACAGGCUGGCCCGACUGGUCAAGACCAGGACUUACAUAGACUGGCCUCAACACCCGGCCCAGCAGGAGGCCUUCUGGGACAGACUGUGGAACAAACUAGUGACAGACAAGGUGUUAUGAGUUGCCAUGCACCAUUCUUUGUAAUCCUUAACUGUACUUUUUCAAUACAGCCUGGAUGAAACAUAAAGUAGAGCACAAAUGUAAAAAUUGUUUUCUGAUAUAGAUAUCACAUCAUUUUGAAGAAAUUGUUAGGAUAAACAACCACUUUUGAUGGAUAAAUUACGAGAGAUCUCUGAUUGUUAAUGUUGCUCAUGUGUCCAAAUAUUAUUUUAUGAACCACAAGAUGCAUUAAGUUUGAACGGAUCGUUUUGAAAUAGAUCCAGAGAGUGGAUGUGGCCUGGGUCAGUUCUAAAAUGGUGUUUGAAGUUAAAUCUGCGAAGACUCAACUGAUUAUUCUUCAGAGUUGUGUGGCAGAGCUGUAAAUGUGUGUGUACACUUGGUUGUGAAUCAGAUUUCAAUGUAUUCUGGAGUAAGUACAACCUGUACAAUUUGUCACAUGAAAUAUGUUCAUAGUGUAUUAUAAUGUUCACAGGAGGCCCCUUAUAGCAACAUUUUGUAGUUUUUACUGUGUUUCUUUAGGUAUGUUUUGUUAGGUAGCUAAUUUGUAUAACAGCCUCAAAUAAAUGUUGAUAAUACAAUGUCAUGUGAAGGGGAAAUAAACACACUUGUUGUUUCCAGUAA